AUUUCAUACGACAUCGACAACCCGCCAAUCCACCCCCGACGACGACGUACCGAACACCUCGAACCGUCAAAUCGCAUCUCCAAAAUGUCUCACGAAUCAGUCUGGAACUCUAGACCCCGAACCUACGGAAAGGGCGCCCGCGCUUGGUACGUACAGCUGCCCCACGAUUCGAGAGCCGCCCUACAAAUGAUGAUAUACAUUUAAGGGACGGAGGAGGGGCCAUGGAAGAGCAAUUAGUGCUAACUUGAAUUAAAGCCGCGUCUGCACACACAAAGCUGGUCUCAUCCGAAAGUAUGGAUUGAACAUCUGCAGACAAUGCUUCAGAGAGAAGGCAGCCGAUAUUGGAUUUGUCAAGGUAAGGAAUCUCGCCCUUGAAAUUACCAUAUCCAGGAAUAUUUGGAAGCUAGCAAGAAUCUGA
Hymenoscyphus albidus is the source of this 418-nucleotide messenger RNA. NCBI's taxonomy places the organism in Eukaryota, Fungi, Ascomycota, Leotiomycetes, Helotiales, Helotiaceae. The record is from the annotation of a GenBank genome assembly.